CCUUCAAUGACAUCUGCCACAAUCGUUUUACCAGGCCAACCAAUCUCACUUCCUCGCGCGGCACCCAUCCCUCAACUGGGCAGUGGACUAUACUCGAGAGAUUCUGAAAUACGCGCUAGUCUUGUUGGAAUACCCCAGCAGAACGGACCAAUCCUUUCUAUACCGCGUGUCCGAGCGAGACCACCAGCAGUGAACUCGAUUGUGCUGGGUACAAUCACUCGUCUAGCACCACUGCAAGCAACACUGUCGAUUACUGUCGUUGAUGGGAUACCACUUCCUGUUGGUGAAGAGUUCACAGGAGUUAUUCGAACCCAAGAUGUUCGAGCAACAGAACGUGACCGAGUCAAGAUCGCAGAGUCGUUUCGUGGAGGAGAUGUGGUACGGGCAGUUGUCAUUUCUCUCGGUGACGCCCGCAGUUAUUUCGUUUCGACCGCCAGAAACAACCUGGGAGUAGUUUUCGCUACCAGUGAGACGGGUGGAACGACGCUAGUGCCGCUGAACUGGCAGGAGAUGCAGGAUCCAGUCACUAUGAAAAUCGAAAAACGCAAAGUGGCAAAGCCAGAAUCGUAG
Molecule: messenger RNA, 570 nt
Organism: Mycena indigotica
Lineage: Eukaryota; Fungi; Basidiomycota; Agaricomycetes; Agaricales; Mycenaceae
Product: Exosome complex component csl4
Exons: 2
Coding region: 7-570 (187 amino acids)
Biological process (GO): RNA processing
Cellular component (GO): cytoplasm; nuclear exosome (RNase complex)
Molecular function (GO): RNA binding
Source: RefSeq, a predicted model, not a curated record